GAGGAUGAAGCCAAAACGGUCAUUCUGGAGAAGGAGAACGAGCUCAAGGAAAAGGUGGGGAGCGAAGGCCUCAACACGCGGGUAUUCAAGCGGAACGGGACGGUGGUGUAUUCCUCGUCGGAGCGGCGGGCCAGUAACGACAGCACCAGCAGCGGCGGCGGCGGCGGCGGCGCUGAUCCCCGGUCGCCGCAGCAGCGGAUGUCGCCGCCGGCCUCGCCCCACGGCAUCUUCGCCUCGCUGUCGCCGCGCUCGGGUUCGCCUCCGAACAUGGAAUCGCCGCUCGACUACUUUGGCUCGCCGCCCACCCCGACCGGCGGCUUCCAACGUUCGACGGGGCGACUCUCGGUCUCGUCGCCCGCAAGCACCGGCGGCGGCGUAAGCGCCCCCGCGUCGGGCACCCCGUGCGCGUCGUAUUCGUCGCUCUCUAUCAAGAAGCACGAUCUCAUGCGUGGCGGGCUGGGGGCCACGCCGACACCGACGACCUCGAGCCUGAGUCGCUCUAUGGAGGAUCUCCUCAUCGAUCCGAUCUCCCUGGAGCUCAUGAAGAAGCCAGUGAUGCUGCCCUGCGGACACAGCUUCAGUCGACGCACCAUUACAAAGUGGCUGCAGCAGCAGAACAAGUGUCCAUCGUGUAACACAACGGCAACGGUCGAGGACAUGCAACCCAAUUACGCGCUGCGGGCAGUGGUGCGGCAGUACAAGAAGAAGGAGGCCAAGCGGGAGGCCAAGUCGAGUAGUUCCACCUCCUCCACAUCGAUCAUCACCUCCGAGAGCGGCAGCAGCAUUAAGAAGCUGUCGAUACCGUCGUCGGGCAAGAAGUCGAUGAAAAAGGAGAAAAAGAAGAAGUCGUCGUCGUCGAAGAAGUCGUCGAAGAAGGCCAACAAGAAGGGCGACCACGACCACCGACGAGACUACUCCAGCGGUACCGGCAGCGGUGGCGGCACCGGCGAAGAGCACCUGUCGCCGUUCGCCUUCUUCAACGCGUGGGUCAACGGCAAGGACAAGAAGGCCAAGGAGGAACGACAGGCCCGACAGCGCGGCGACGAUGACGGUCAGAGCGAUGACGAUGACGAUGACGACGACCUCAAGUCCAGCCCCGAACACGGUGGCCGAACCGAGACCAGCGACGCCAACGUCGAGGCGCCGGCGAUGAUGGACGACGCUUGUCGGCAGCGGUCAGCUACGGUGCUCAGUUUCGACCCGCAGGCCGCGCAGCUUACGCCGGAGCAGCUGGGCGGCGCGGGCGGGAUCGUGCUCAGCGGGUCGUGGUACGACGGGUUCAUGGACACGAUCCCGGCCGAGCCGGGCGCGUACCAGGGAUUCCUCGGCGACAGCGGCGCGUCGAACUUCUCGGCCUCGUCGCUGGCCUCGUCGGCGGCCACGAUCAUCACGAGCGCGAGCUACUUCAACGAUGGCGCCAACGAUGGCGGCGAUGGCGGUCUCAUCAUGGGCGACGGCGCGAUGGUGGGUGGCCACGAGUCGGUGUCGAUGGGCGGCCUGAUCGGGGACGACGGCGGUGACCCUAUGGGCAGCGUCGGCUUCACGUCUUCGCUCUUCUCCUUCGAUGAGCCAUCCCCCGGCAAGGGCACAUCGAAGCAAGAGAACGAAGGCGAAGGCGAAAAUGAAGACGAAGAGGAGGAGGGGGAGGGGGAGGAGGACGAAGAGGAAAGCGAGAGCGGGAGCAGCGACGACGAUGUCGUCGAUGGACACGCCGGCAGCUGGCCCAACAAGAGCGAGACGAUCGUGAUCGACGGGCGCGGCGAUGAUGAUGACAACUCGGAGAGCGAGCAGGACCCGGCCACCAGCAAGCAGGAGAAGGCGGCCAAGAUGCACGGCCUGAUCGAGCGCUUCAAAGCCCUCUCCUCGAGCAGAGAGAAGGCGGGCGGCGCCCGAGGGUCCGACAGCAGCGACAAUGACGGCAGCGCCGACGGCGAUAACAAGCGCAAGACCGACAGUCGCGACAGAGACGCGCUCAACAAGGCCAAGCAGGCUGCGCAUGAAGACAACACCAACAACAGCGCAGACAAUGAGGAAGAGGAAGAGGUUGAUGACGACGCAGAGGAGACGGAAGACGAAGCCGAUGAUGGUGGCGACGAUGACGACGGCGAGGCGGACGGUGUGAGUAGUAGUAGCAGCAGUAGCAUGACGAGCAGCAGUAGCAGCAUGACGAACAGUGGCGGCGCGACCAGCAGCGUGAGCGACGAGAGCGAGCAGAGCGAAGCGGACCGACGACGGAGCGCGGAGGCGAAGAGAAAGCCCCGGAAAAAGAAGAAAGCGACGGCGACGGCGACAACGAAGACGCAGGAGGCGGAGCAGAAGAAGCUGCGUCGGCGGACGACCGACGAGGAGAGCGAGCGAAAGCUGCGGCUCGCGCUCGACGUCGAGGUGCCGCACCUGCGGUAUGACAUGCAGCACAAGGGCAUCCACGUCAUCGUCUCCUCAGCGCCCAACGCCUCGCUACGUGCGUCGUCGCUGGUAGCGGCCGUCGGCUCGCCCUCGCAGGAGAAGAGCGGCGGCGGCGGCAGUCUUCACCACCAUCACCAUCAUGUACAUAACACGGGCAGCGGGUCCGACGCGAGCCAGGCCCUUGGCGGUGAGCGCGCGCAGAUCGCUGUCAUCGCUGCCAUCGACCGAAGUUCCUCUAUGAAAGGUGCGCCAGAGCGCUUGUGCUCAGCACACACUCGACCGCACACGCACACACACACACACACACGCGUACAUGGUCACUGA
Acanthamoeba castellanii str. Neff is the source of this 2730-nucleotide messenger RNA. RefSeq names its product Ubox domain containing protein. NCBI's taxonomy places the organism in Eukaryota, Discosea, Longamoebia, Acanthamoebidae. Gene Ontology annotation, molecular function: ubiquitin protein ligase activity; zinc ion binding; single-stranded DNA binding. The record is from RefSeq and is a predicted model, not a curated record. The annotation marks the transcript as partial. Gene Ontology annotation, biological process: protein monoubiquitination; DNA damage tolerance. The transcript has 5 exons.